Molecule: messenger RNA, 552 nt
Organism: Durusdinium trenchii
Lineage: Eukaryota; Dinophyceae; Suessiales; Symbiodiniaceae
Source: the annotation of a GenBank genome assembly
AUGCUUGCACAGGACAGCUGCGCCUCUCCUGCAGAACCAAGUCACCCGCGCUCUGGGAGAAGGCUUACAGCACAGCCGAAUGUGCAGAACCAGAUGCAGCAUACAGAGAUGUGUGCGCAGGAGAAGCUGGAGAACUUUCGGAUGGGGGCCUUCGGGCAGAUGCCAAAUCGUGACAGAGCUUGCAGCCAAUUGGCGGCUGAAGCCUCCUCGCAGACUGCGCGGAGCAAAACAAGACAAACAGAAGUCGUGAUGCCAAAGUGGGAGGAGGCAGAUGUUUUCGCAGAGCCUGGGCUGGAGCUGCAGCAGUUGGCGCAAAAGAGGCGGUCGAUGACAAAGGCGCUGAGAAAAAGACUGCAGCACAUGGAGAAACACUGCGGCAUACUCUCGGAGGACUAUCAGCGCUUGGCGGGUUUGGAUACAGAGCUCUACAGAGUUGUGGCAAAUUUGCGGCAUGCGUUUGCCAGAGAGCAAGAGGCCUUGGCUGACAGGCGCCACAGUGCAGGGCCUGAACUGUGCAGGUCUCGCACAGAUUUCACAAAGGGCUCCAAUUGA